CAUAUAGCGAAAGCAAGAAUAGCAAUAUUACCUUUGUACAUGUCAUGACGGUGCUGCGUAGUAGUCAACAUCUAUUUUCUGGUCGGGGGACACCAGCAUCCCGUGGUGUGCGACGACGCUCGUCUCUCGGUGCUCUGCAUGAAGAGGACGACGAAGCACACGAUGACAACGAGUUCGAACAAGGGCCUUCCUCCACUUCGUCCUCUUGUUAUUACAAGAAGUAUAGGCCACCAGGGGCACGUGGCUGCUCUAGGUCAAGCAGAAGUAUUUCCCGUUCCUCGGAGAACAGCGAAACUUCAAGGACUUUGAGUCAAACAAGC
Amoebophrya sp. A25 is the source of this 320-nucleotide messenger RNA. The record is from the annotation of a GenBank genome assembly. Lineage: Eukaryota; Dinophyceae; Syndiniales; Amoebophryaceae.